CGAGAGCACAAGCAAAAACCACACACUGUGCACUUUACGAGAGAGAGAGAGAGAGAGAGAGAGGGAGAGAGGGGGGAAGGGGAAAGGUUCGCGUCUUGUAGCCUCGUUUGCUUUGGCUGCCAUGGCCGAUCCAGCUGAGGAGACCGUCGCCGCGCCGCCGCCGACCCCGGCGGCCCCUGCCGAGAGCGCCUCAGACCCGCCGUCUGCGGACGCUGCCUCGCCGGAGAAGGUGUCUCCCCCAGCCCCGGCGCCGGCGCCGGAGACAAGGUCCCGGGGGUUUAGGCUACUUGGAGAGGACACCUCCGUGCACAAGGCUCUUGGGGGCGGUAAAACUGCUGAUGUACUUUUAUGGAAAGACAAGAAGACCUCCGCCGUAGUGAUAGGCGGUGCCACUGUCAUCUGGGUUCUAUUCGAAGUGCUUGGUUACCAUCUCCUGACUCUGAUAUCCCAUGUGCUGAUUGGUGUCCUGGCCAUCCUGUUCCUAUUGUCCAAAGCCACGACCUUCAUCAAGAAGAGCCCGCCGAAUAUUCCUCUGGUGGAGAUACCUGAAGAUCUUGUUGUGAAUGUUUCACAGGCGCUACGUAACGACAUCAACAGAGCGCUUCACUUGUUUCGGGAGAUCGCAAUGGGGCAUGAUCUGAAGAAGUUUCUGGGUGUGAUUGUGGGGCUUUGGAUUCUCUCUUCAGUUGGCAGCUGCUGUGACUUCCUCACCUUGAUAUACAUUGCUGUCUUGAUGCUCCACACGGUGCCGAUCCUGUACGACAAGUACCAAGACAAGGUGGACCACUUCGCUGGUAGGGCUCACACGGAGGCCCGCAAGCAGUACGAGGUGCUGGACGCCAAGGUCCUCAGCAAGAUCCCCAGGGGCCCGGCGAAACCGAAGAAGCAGAACUAGGCGCUGCGUAGAAGAGGCGGUCCCAUUCUGGAUGCUGGCAUCGUUUGCGUGAAUGUUAGUACGAUCUUUUGUCUGAUGGCUCAAUGCCUGCUUUGCUGCUAGCUGUGCUGAUUGCAGGGGUGGAUGCUGCUGUGUGUUUGUGAUGCCAGUUGAUGUUACCCAGUAAUGUGUCUUAUCUGUCUAAACGUGACUGAAAGAUGUUGGGAUGCUAAGUUUCUGCUAUUGCGGUUGCUCCUUGUAAAUAACUGUGAUGGUAAAUAAACCCAUGUUGCUAGCCGGUCUCAA
Molecule: messenger RNA, 1180 nt
Organism: Setaria italica (foxtail millet)
Lineage: Eukaryota; Viridiplantae; Streptophyta; Magnoliopsida; Poales; Poaceae
Product: reticulon-like protein B2
Exons: 5
Coding region: 122-895 (257 amino acids)
Source: RefSeq, a predicted model, not a curated record